AUGUUGCCAAACAUCGGUCCCAAUUUCAGCAGCCCUAUCGUGCCGGCUGUUAUAUUGAUUCUCAUUUGGGUGCUCGCGCUAUCGACAAAGGAAAACCGUGCUGUUCAUGGAGGAUGGGACAGUAAAGAUGAUGGCGAUCACAGCAGUGGGAGUAGCGGGGGCUACCGGCUUCUCCAUGGAAUAUGGGACAGCAAGAGUGAUGGCAGUCACAGCAGUGGGAGCGGCAACAGUUUGUUUGCCAGUCCCUCGCCUGAAUCCAAGUACGACUCUGCGGAUCUCGCCUUGAUGGAAACCUGUAAAAAUACCAAGUGGACAGAUGGACUUUGGUUGAGCUGCCACAGCGAGUGUGGCCCCAACAAGACGUCCAUUUGCGGAGGACUCAAUAAUGCCCGAAACCGUCUGCAGACCUGUCUGCGACUGGCCAUCGAUAUCGGCGCGGGUGUCAACUUCCCUCACGUGACGCAGCGCAGCGAAGGCGACUGGUUCGCGACCGACAGUGGUAUCAUCUGUCCCGACAAGUGGUACGAUAUGGAGAGGCUCAAGAAACACAUGGCCGAGCGGUGUCCCAGCCUGCGCAUGAACGCGUGCGCAUCAGAACUGGAGGGGAACAGCACCGAACUCAACAUCCCUGGCAGAUACUACAUGGAUAAGCCGCAUUUCAACGAGACAUGGCGCACGCUCGUAAACGACACACUCGUCCAGAGCAACGUCUCCUUGAGCGACGUAAAUCCCGAGAACCAGCUGCUCUUACGCUAUCAAGACAGUCACGUUGCGUGGAGCUACCGCGACUCGCGCGAGAUGACAACCAUGCGCAAGGCGCUUUUCAACGCCUUACACUUCAAUCGAACCCUGCUGGCCAUCGGCGAACAGCUGGUUUCGUCGGAGGGUCUGAAGGGCGGCAACUUCAUCGGUAUACACUUGCGAGCCGAGAACGACUGGCCGCUCAAAUGGGGCACGCCGGAGGUGCAAAUGGAGCAGCACGCCGCCGAGGUCCGCAAGACAAACAAGGAGGCCGACACCCCUACAAAGACUGUAUACGUCAGCUGUGCCGACCGCGACGUGAUUCAAAGGUUUCGCGACAUGAUGGCCCCGGACAACUACACCGUGACGGAUAAGUGGAUGCUUUUCGCGGAUCGGCCCGAGAUGCUGGAGAUUAUCGGGAGUCUGCCAUUCGACCAGAAAGCGAUCAUCGAAUAUGCCGUGCUGCUCAGGGGUCGUUACUUCCAAGGCAACCUGAUUUCUACCAUGUCAUCGCUCGUGGCGUAUGCGCGCACCAGGGACCAACCCGAGGAAUUCUUUUCCACACAUAUCUACCCGAACACAAUCAGAUGGGGAAUAGACAGGUACUACAGUGAGCCCUUCACAAUGAGGGGCGAUAAGCACACAAAGGAGUUUAUAAUCAGUGGGCAGGAUAUUAUGGAUGCUUUUCCUUAA
Molecule: messenger RNA, 1434 nt
Organism: Colletotrichum karsti
Lineage: Eukaryota; Fungi; Ascomycota; Sordariomycetes; Glomerellales; Glomerellaceae
Exons: 2
Coding region: 1-1434 (477 amino acids)
Source: RefSeq, a predicted model, not a curated record